GAGGAAGCCGGGCGGCCAUCUUGGCUCGUCCGGGAGCGGCGGAGGGGCGGGGGGCAGGCAGGCGAGCGUCGGGCGGGCACCCAGCUUCCCCAGGCCGGCCGCCGCCCGCGGGGUGCCGGCCUUUUCGGAGCCUGGGGCGGGCGGGUAGAGGCGCGCCGGGAUGCGAGCGGCGGCCCGGUGAAGCGGGGCCGCGGCGGGGGAAGGAGAGGGGAGCCCCCUCGGCGGCGGGCCUGCGCUAGCCGUCGUGCCCCGGCUGCAGGGGAGAGGGGCCGGCGAGAGGCGCGGGGCUGCGCGGCGCCCCGCUGCCUCCUCAUCCUGCCCGCCCGCCCGGCGUUUCCCCCUCCCGGAGCCGCUCCCUCGCCGCCUCCCUCCUCCCGGCUCCAUCCUUCCCCGCUUGAUGAGGCGGCCCCCUCCCCGCUGCUGACCCCCGCGGACCCCGGCCUGGCUGUAGGAUGAGCCCGGAGGACUCGGAGGGGGCGAGGCCGCUCCGCUCCCUGAGGGGGAUCUAGCUCGGGCGUGGGGCGCCGCCGGAGGGUGGGGGGCACCGACGCGACGCCGCCCCCCGCCAGCCACCUCGUCCUUCAUGGUGGCUCCCUGCGACCACCAUCUCCGAGCAGACGCGCAGCCCGGCCCGGGGGCCCGUGUGUGUGUGUGUGCGCGCCGCCGUCGCGGGCAGCGCGGCCGCCCGAGUGAAGUAAAAUGUCCACUCGGACUCCAUUGCCCACGGUGAACGAGCGCGACACCGAGAACGAUGUCGGCUCAUCAUUGGGGGAAGGCUUUUGCGAAAAGCACACGUCCCAUGGAGACGGACGGCAGGAAGUUUCCUCUCGAACUGGGCGCUCUGGAGCUCGCUGCAGGAACUCUAUAGCUUCUUGCGCAGAUGAGCAGCCACAUAUUGGAAACUACAGACUCCUUAAAACGAUUGGAAAGGGGAAUUUUGCAAAAGUAAAACUGGCAAGGCACAUCCUAACUGGCAGAGAGGUUGCCAUAAAAAUAAUUGACAAAACACAGCUGAACCCAACUAGUCUACAAAAGCUCUUUAGAGAAGUAAGAAUAAUGAAGAUCUUAAAUCAUCCAAAUAUAGUGAAGCUAUUUGAAGUCAUUGAAACUGAAAAAACCCUCUAUUUAAUAAUGGAAUAUGCAAGUGGGGGGGAAGUGUUUGACUAUCUGGUUGCACAUGGAAGAAUGAAGGAGAAGGAGGCUAGAGCUAAAUUUAGACAGAUAGUAUCUGCAGUGCAGUAUUGCCACCAAAAGCAUAUUGUUCAUAGAGAUCUCAAGGCUGAAAAUCUAUUGCUAGAUGCAGAUAUGAACAUUAAAAUAGCUGACUUUGGUUUUAGCAAUGAGUUUACAGUUGGAAAUAAACUGGACACCUUUUGUGGCAGCCCACCAUAUGCUGCUCCAGAGCUUUUUCAAGGGAAAAAAUAUGAUGGACCUGAAGUAGAUGUUUGGAGUUUAGGUGUUAUUCUUUAUACCCUUGUGAGUGGAUCUCUUCCUUUCGAUGGACAGAACUUAAAGGAACUUAGAGAAAGAGUGCUAAGGGGAAAAUACAGGAUUCCUUUCUACAUGUCCACAGACUGUGAAAACCUCCUCAAACGUUUCCUGGUGCUAAACCCCACAAAAAGAGGCACUCUAGAGCAAAUUAUGAAGGACAGGUGGAUCAAUGCAGGGCAUGAGGAGGACGAACUUAAACCUUUUGUUGAACCAGAAUUAGACAUCUCGGACCAGAAAAGAAUAGAUAUUAUGGUAGGAAUGGGAUAUUCUCAAGAAGAAAUUCAAGAAUCCCUUAGUAAAAUGAAGUAUGAUGAAAUCACAGCUACAUACUUACUGCUAGGAAGGAAAUCAUCAGAGUUCGAUGCAAGUGAUUCAAGCUCCAGCAGCAAUCUUUCACUUGCCAAAGUUAGGCCAAGUAGUGAUCUUAAUAAUAGCACUGGACAAUCUCCUCAUCACAAAGUUCAGAGAAGCAUAUCUUCUAGCCAGAAACAGCGGCGGUACAGUGAUCACGCUGGACCAUCCAUCCCCUCAGUAGUGGCAUAUCCCAAAAGAAGCCAGACUAGUACUACAGACAGUGACCUCAAAGAGGAAGGAAUUCAGUCAAGAAAAUCCAGCAGUAGUGCUGUUGCAGGAAGAGGAAUUGCACCAGCUAGUCCAAUGCUUGGAAAUGCCAGCAAUCCCAAUAAGGCUGAUAUUCCUGAACGUAAGAAAAGUUCGGCUGUUCCUAGUCUUCUCAGUCGUUCCUGGAAAAUUGACCACCAACUUGGGCAUAUCUCCACCCUCUUUCUCUGUAAAGACAGAGGCAAAAAUAAUACUGCCCCUGGAGCAAUGACACGGCGCAACACAUAUGUUUGUAGUGAAAGAACCACUGCUGAUAGGCAUUCAGUGAUACAAAAUGGCAAGGAGAACAGCCUGACAGAAAUGUUCGCUUACGCAGCUAGCCCUGCUUCAGUUUGUACUACAUCCUUCUCCAGUGUUCGGCUGCGACAUCAGAAGUCGAUGUCCAUGUCAGCCUCUGUGCACACGAAGAUGAUGUUGCCUCCAAUAGACAAUGGCGCAGAUAACUUCAGGCCUAUCACUAUUCCUGAUCAAAGAACUCCUGUUGCUUCAACUCACAGCAUUAGCAGUGCAACCACACCUGAUCGUAUUCGUUUCCCCAGAGGAACGGCUAGUCGGAGCACUUUCCACGGCCAGCUCAGAGAGCGACGUACUGCUACCUACAACGGACCACCAGCCUCCCCCAGUCUGUCCCAUGAAGCAACACCACUCUCACAGACUCGAACCAGGGGUUCCACUAACCUGUUUAGUAAACUAACUUCAAAACUAACAAGAAGAAACAUGUCAUUCAGGUUUAUCAAAAGGCUCCCGACUGAAUAUGAGAGGAACGGGAGAUUUGAGGGCUCAAGCCGCAAUGUAGCUGUGGAUCAGAAGGACGAGAACAAGGAAGCCAAGCCUCGGUCGCUGCGUUUUACCUGGAGCAUGAAAACCACCAGCUCCAUGGAUCCCAAUGACAUGAUGAGGGAAAUACGAAAGGUCCUGGAUGCCAAUAAUUGUGACUAUGAACAAAGAGAGCGUUUCUUGCUUUUCUGUGUCCAUGGAGAUGGGCAUGCGGAAAACCUUGUACAGUGGGAGAUGGAGGUGUGUAAACUGCCAAGACUGUCCCUGAAUGGAGUUCGCUUUAAGCGGAUAUCGGGAACAUCCAUAGCUUUUAAAAACAUUGCUUCCAAAAUUGCCAAUGAGUUAAAGCUGUAACAAGAAAAAUAGUUAAGUUGUAAAUUAGUUAGCAAUUUCAAGUGUUUUCGAGAAUUCCGAUGGAAAUGUAUAGAAUAACAUUUAGGCAAUAAAUUCUGCAUCCUUCUGAAUAGUGAUAUUAAAAAAAAAAAAGCUGCUGAGCUGGGAGGGAGAGUUGGACUUUUUUAUAAGUGCACUACAGCAUUAAAGUUGCCUACUAUGUAAAAUAUUACCCCUUCUGCUUUAUUUCCAUUGCUCCUAAGUCUUUGACAACAAAUUGAAACACAGAAUAUAUUCAUUUAAAUAUGCCUCCUGUUUGUGUGGACGUGUGAAUGUACAGUAUGUGUGUAUAAUAUAUAAAGUAUUAUAUGUAAACAAUUCAUUUACAACAUCGAGCUGUACCAGUACCUCUUUUUGGGCUAAUUUUGGUGCUAAAAAUUGAAAUGGCCAAGGAGGAAACACUUGAGUUAAUAUUUAAAAUAACUGAAGCGAUAAUCAGUAAAUACAGGUUUACAGUUCACUGCUGUGUUAAGAAAAAAAAAGUGUGUAAGGGUUUGGAUUUACGGUUGUGAACAUUAUUAGUCCUGUUUUCUAAGUAGAUCUCAUGAGAUUAUUAAAAAUUCACUUUUACUGAGUAAGUCUUGCAUUAUAUUUUGCCCACCUAUUUAUUAUUUAAGUCUGAAUCAAAUUUUAAAAAUGUAGUUGACGUGUGCAUUAAAAUUUGGGUAAGCGCUUCCAUUCUUCUGCUUCUGCUAAGCUACUAAAAUUGUAUCUUUGUCCUUUUGGCUUAUGAGUAUUGAUCGCAGCUAAGAACACUUUUCUGUUGUUCCACCAUUCCUCUACAGAAUGAGGCAGUCUAAAGGGAUGUGCUAAAUGCUGACUAGUGACUUUUUCUUUCAGACCAAGUUCUCUACAUUAGUCUAGGUCAGACUGAUACAAGGCACGAAAGGACUCUCAAAUAAUGACGGUAUUUUGAUGCAAGUUGCCACGUCCGAGUCAGUGCCAUUCUGGGGUAUUGCUGCACGUGUGGCAGUACUGUCCUUUGUGUUCUGGGUGUGCACAGUAUUGAAACCCAAAAGUGGGAAUCAAAUUGGCUACUGAUCUCCUUUGUUGUAACAUCCAACUUGCUAAACUACAGCCAUAGGCAGUAGCAGUUGAAACUUUUCCUUGCAGCUCUCUUCCAGCGUGCUUCCACUUGGCUCUGGUUGUAUUGCUUUCGAUGGCCUUGUGCCAGUUGUGUCUCCUAGCUUCUGCUGCAGAGGGAGUCCACUGUCACUCUUUUAACAUGCAGUGUGGAAGCCUGCCCUUGAUGAACUCUGACAGCCAACUAGCUUUCUGUAGGACGCAAAGAUACUUUGGGAUGGUCCCCACUUUUUAACCAUCACUGUGGUGUGCCGGAUUUGAUUUUGCAAGCUAGAAUGAAGAGAUUUCUUCAUGCAUUGUUUCCUACUGAUACUCAGUUUAUUUCAUCAAGGACUUCUGUAGAUAAUAUCCUGCAUUAUCUACUUGACUUUUUGUAUUACUGUUUUAUGGUUAUAUUUCAGUGAAACACUUAAGCAUGUACUUAACAUGUGCUUUAAACUGGAGCCUAAAUUUGCAUUUUAAAUUUGCAGUGAGCUGAUAGUUUCUCAUAGUACACAGUUCAGAUUUGACCCGAGGUGAAAAUGCAAAAUCCUUAAUAUUUUGCAAGUUAGUUCUUGUUAUCUGUAGUCUGUGAGGGCAGCAGACUUCCCCUCUCUUUCCCCCUAAGCAUUGAUAUUGAUUAUGCUAGUUUAAAGGAUAAUCAUAGUUGUUAAAUGUAGUAAAUAUUCCUGAAUUUGCAUUUUAUUCUCUGUAUAUUCUGUAUCAUGCCAUGGCUUGAGAACUCUAGGUGCUACUGGAGUUCAGUUGGCUUUCAGUGCUCUGCCCGUGCCUGUGCUGCUCAGUAUGGUUUUUUCCAUGAAAACUCCAUUUUGUAAUAGCAAUAAGACAUUUCAGGGCAGUCAUUGUACUUUCUCAGGUGAAUGGUCACCUAUCCUUUCACUUCCUAAAUUUUAAGCACUCUUCCAAAUGUAUUUUUUUUCACCUGGCAGUGCACUUUGUUGUCUGAACUGAAAAAGUGUUCUGAUAAAUGAUGUAAAUCUGUAUUUGAUGGAAGUUACAAAAGGUUUCAUAUUAAAUGUUUUCUGAAAUACUCUCUUCCUA
Molecule: messenger RNA, 5406 nt
Organism: Harpia harpyja (harpy eagle)
Lineage: Eukaryota; Metazoa; Chordata; Aves; Accipitriformes; Accipitridae
Gene: MARK3
Product: microtubule affinity regulating kinase 3
Exons: 21
Coding region: 700-3243 (847 amino acids)
Biological process (GO): protein phosphorylation; intracellular signal transduction
Cellular component (GO): plasma membrane; cytoplasm
Molecular function (GO): protein serine/threonine kinase activity; ATP binding
Source: RefSeq, a predicted model, not a curated record